Dictyostelium purpureum is the source of this 2380-nucleotide messenger RNA. RefSeq lists its product as uncharacterized. Gene Ontology annotation, molecular function: toxin activity. Lineage: Eukaryota; Evosea; Eumycetozoa; Dictyosteliales; Dictyosteliaceae. The record is from RefSeq and is a predicted model, not a curated record. Bases 342 to 2276 code for a protein of 644 amino acids. The transcript is spliced from 4 exons. Gene Ontology annotation, biological process: symbiont-mediated killing of host cell.
GAUGCAUUUCCUUGAUAUUGUUUUGUGAUGUAGGUCGUGACCUAUUUUUCUUACUAAAUGAAACAUUGAUUGCAUGUACCAAAAUCUUCAAACAUAAAAUUCAUUCUAAACAUUAAAAAAAAAAAAGAAAUUUAUAUAUUUUCAAUCAAGAUUGUCCCAGCAAUUUAAGAUAUAAAUAUAAAUGUUUACGCUAUAAAGAAACAAUUAAAUCCAUUUUUUAUUAUUUUUUUUUUUUUUUUUUUUUUUUUCAAUUUUUUACAUAUUAUAAAAUCAGUCUUUAUUUUAUUUAUUUUUUUUUUUUUAUAAACUGAUAAAAUAUUUUAUUUGUUAUCCAGUAAAAUAUGACUCAAGUAUCGCCAUCAAAUUUUAAAGAGUAUUUCUCAACAAUUCAAAAAAUUUCACAACAAUUAGCCCAAGGUGUAUCACCAGCUAAAACUGCUUUCCCAUACCUUGGAAAUCCAACCAAUAAUUUUCUCGAGGGUCAUAAUAUCUUAAUAUUGGGUGUUAUUGGUUGUAUACCAGAAGUAGGUGCGUUCAUUUCAAGUGCUGUUAGUUUAGUAUUAUUUCCACCAUGGGAAAAAUCAACAAAUCCAAAUUUGGAUCUCUGGAAUUCAAUCCAAUCAAAAGUUUCCUCAAUGGUUGAAGAUGGUAUAGUAAAGCUUAGUAACUAUGAUUUGAUUGGUAGCUUUAAUGUAAUUAAAUCUAGAUUCCAAACAUUUACAGAAACAAGAAUGGUUUUACAACUUAAAAAAGGUACACCUACCAAUGUUCCAGAUCUUUAUAUUCAACUUGAAAGAAAAAUUUCAGAAACUCUUAUCGAACUUAAAGCACUCGGUGACGAAUUUAAAUAUCAACAAAUCAGUAUGUUUGCUCUUAUUGCAACAAUUCAUAUUGCCGUAUUAAAUGAUGGUAUUAAAAAUGGUAAAAAUUUUGGAUUAGAUAAAGGAGAUGCUAACGAAACCAAUAUAAAAAGAUUAAAAAAAGAUCUUUUAGAAAAAGUUCCUACCUAUAUUGCCCAUCUUAAACAUAGUUGUGAAUAUGGUAUUUAUAGAAUCGAAAAUUUACCAAAUGUCCCAACUUCCGAAAAAUUUAGACGUAUUCUUGACUUCCGUAACCAUUGUUCCCAAUUUGUAUUUGAUUAUGUUGAAUCAUGGCAAACUUUCGACGAUACAAUAUACCCAAAUGGUGCUUAUCAUGAAAAUGUUCGUUUCCUUUGGCAAAUUGUGGGUACUCUUUAUGAUCAAGGAUAUAAAAGAGGAAAAUUAUUGGUACCAAAUGAAGAAAAUUAUUUUAACCCACCACUCGCAUCAAUUUGGACCAAAAUAAAAGCUCUAAACUUUGAUAUGUACCCAGGAGAAUUAAAAAAGACCGAACUUACCUAUGACCCUAAUUUCAUUUAUGCAUGUCAAUCUUUCUAUGAUAAUGGUGAAAAGCCAGGUACUCUUGUACCAGAGCAACGUAUAGGUGCAGGUAAAAUUCCACCAAAAGCCACAAUUCAAUCAUAUAACAUUACACCAGCCUCAUAUUCAUAUAGUGCAUCAUGGGAUAUCUCUCCAAGAGCUUUUGCUAUCGGGUUGGAGUCUACUGUUCUCACCCCACAUCGUUCAUUUGCUGCCCAUCUUCCCCACUCCCAAAGAUAUUUCGAGGAAAUUUGUCCAUAUAGUCACAUUGCUGGUAAAUUUUAUGCUAAUCACAAAAUUGGUAUCAUCAGAGGUAGAAAUGAAAAUGUGUCUGCAGUUAAUUCCGAUACUUGGAAACAAAAAUAUUAUGAAGCAUCAGGUUUCCUUGAUUGCAUGUUUGUUGGUUUCCUCCCACAUCAAGUAUUCAACUACAGCACUCUUUUCACCGAUCGUGCAACUAUUAUCAAUGCUCAAAAAUUCAUUGGUGGUAAUCGUAUGAAUGUCCGUUUAGCAUAUGACCAUGUUUACCCAACUGUUCACUCUGUAUCAAUGGCUGUUAAAGACAAUCUAGUAUUAAAGUACUCACUCAAAUUCUAUAAUGAUAAACCAACACCAAUUGAAUAUGAAAUAGGUAUUCGUUAUCACAACAUUGUCCCCAAAAACGUUGUAAUCAUCCAAGAUCCAUCAUCAAAAAACAUUUUCUCCAUGACUUUAGAUGUAUGUAACAACAAAGGUGGAAAUGAAUACAAAACCAAAUUUUAUGGUUCAAUCGAUUUCACAAAACAUCCAACAUACACUAUUAGUGUUAAAUGUGGUGGACCAGGUGACUUUUUCCUUCAAUCUGUUAUUUUAAGACCAAAAGUUGUUGCUAAAUAAUUAUUAAUAUCACAUCUUUUAUUAUCAAUUACAAUAAUAAAAAAAAAAAAAAAAAAAAAUAUAAUAAAAAGAUACUUUAUUCAAUAAACAAAAUUAAAUUUAUC